AGACAGCUCCGACUCACAACUGCACUGCUAACUUUCCUUUCCUCACCGGAGAUUACGACUUUACUAUAAAUGACACGGGCAGAGCGGUGGCAGCAGGAAGGACAGCAGGGUUCCCGUCCUGAAUUCUCACUGUGUGAACUUUACAUGCCCUCCCUGCGCGUCCCAAGUUACCAACAGGUGCUCUUUUUCUACCACAGUCUGAAACCAUUUACGUUUUGUGGACGAGCGACAUUUAAGUGGCCAUGAUGUGUGUCUGGUGUUGUCUGCUUCCGGCGUCCUGUCCCGUGACUGUUCCUGCCUUGCCCCCUAUACAUGAUGAGAUAGGCUUCAGCCACACUGCUCAGUAUUAACGGAAUUUAGAAAAUGGCAUGAUGCAGUGGCUGAAGUGUGAAGGACUGGUGCUCUUGACAUUCCUGUAUUUCUCGCCUUGUCAGUUACAAAAUUUAUUUGAAGUCAGAGUACCUGACAAGCCUGUUGUUGGUGUUGUUAAGGGUUCUGUUGUUUUGCCAUGCCAGGUCAUUCCAGUCGUGAAUACAAAAGACUUAGAAAUCACAUGGUUAAGAGGCAAGGAGAGUAUAUACAAUGUUAAAAAUGAACAAGUAACGAUAGAUGACAAAUUCAAAGGUCGUGUGGAAAUUUUCAAGCAGGAGGUGAAUAAAGGAAACAUGUCUUUGAAGAUACAGGACAUAGUGGUCUCUGACUGGGGCGUGUAUACCUGUAACGUGUUGACGACAGACUAUUUCAGAGAGGGAUCGUUUACCUUAAAUGUUAUAGGUGUCGGAGGUGAGCCCAGUCUGUCUAUAGAGAGCCCACCAGGACCUGAGAUUGUUGUGAAAUGUGAAUCACAAGGAUGGUUCCCCAAACCAGAAGUAAUGUGGAAAAAUGGGAUAAACAAGGAACUAAGAACACAUGCUACCAGUAAUGUGAUGAACAGCUCAGAGUCCUUAUUUGAUGUGAACAGUGUCAUCUCAGUGACUAAGGAGGACAGAGGCAUUAUCUGUGUGAUUGAGCAUGAGCAGAAGACCUUAGAGUCACACAUUCAAAUUGGUGAAGAAUUUUUCACUUUAGUUCCUGCCGGAUGGAAGCAUCUUGGAGGUUUUCUCAUCUUUUUGUUAUUACUCGCACUGUUCUCAGUUCCUCUAGCUGUGUAUUUCUACAAGAAGCAAAAAGCAAAAAUAGAAUUAGAAAAACAACGUCUUGAAUCUGAAAAUGAUGAUCUGCGCAAGGAAAUAAAGGCUACGGGCUACAUCUUAAAGUCAGAAUGGGAGAGAAUGCGAAAAUCAUUUGCUCGUGUGACUCUGGACCCUGACACCGCACAACCCCACCUUGUCGUGUCUGCAGAUGGUCGUCGUGCACAAAAUCAGCAUAAAGAUCAGAACGUCUCUGACACUCCUCUCAGGUUUGAAACCUGGCACUUUGUCCUGGGGAGGGAGAGUUUCACCUCAGGACAGUACUACUGGGAGGUGGAUGUGAAGGAGAUGAGUGAAUGGUAUUUGGGUGUCGUCAAUGAGUCUGCACAGAGGAAAGGACGAGUGAGUCUGAAACCUCAGUCAGGAUACUGGAUUGUGAGGUGGUAUGGUGAUGAGCUGACUGCACUGACUGACCCUGAGACCCCACUGCGACUGAGAGCGAUACCCCAGAAAGUGGGCAUGUACCUGGAUUGUGAUGAAGGCGCCUCUCAUUUUUCAGUGUGGCGGACCGCUGGCACAUUUACACCUUCAAUGGAGGCGUCACUGGGAAACUGUACCCACUGUUUGAACCUGGACUUGAGGGAGAAGAGCUUGAGAUCCUGCAGCCUGGAGAUGAAACAAACAACUCUGUCCAGAACAAGGAGGUUGUUUAGUGGUUACGUGGAUCCGACCUGAACUGCUUUAUUGCAACAUACAGAUGUUUCUCAAGUUGUUUUUUGCAUUUCAUCUGAAACUAAGUGAGAAAUUCCAACAGUUCUGAAAACGGAAAAACAAAAAAAAUCCAGAAGAAUUUUGAAAUGUAAUGUGUCUUCUGUUUAGUUUUAAGGUGUUUCUUUAGUAAUACAGAGACCCAGUCCAAUGGGUAUAAUGUCAGCAGACAAGAGACUGCAUUAUAAUUGUAAACUACAGAGUAUUAUGUUUGUAAAAUAUCAUUAGGCCUUCAGUCAGAUGUGAAAGAAACAACUUUUCAAUUAGUUUUUAGAUAUGAUUUUGAACAUUUACCAUAAUAAUGCAUAUUUUAUGUUGUGACCUUUGGUCAUAUUCAAAAGUCAAAUUCAGAGUUGAACAAUACAUAAUCCCUUGAUGUCGGUAUUCUUGUUUUGGUUUUAUUCUAAUCUCUUUAACAAUUCUGUGUUCGUCUUUAUUUUUUAUGAGUCUCUCUAAUAAGGUCACUCAAUCUGUAACCUCUUAACUUGUUUUAACACUAAAUCUUACCAGGUCUUUUGCUCUUAUUAAAGAGCAUUACAAGUUCUGUUACUUUUUAGUGCUUUUCUUAAUUUUUUUUAUUCUGCAGUUGGCCCAUUAUUAUUUAUGUAAAUGAUAUUUCAGUAAUGUUGUGUACUAAUUCAAACAUAAUUAAGCUUAACAAAAAUAGUUUAUAAGAUAUAGUGCCUGUGAAAGUAAAGGGUAGGGGUGAAGAAAGGCUGUGUGAAAGGCGCUAUAUAGGCACCCAACCCGACACAGACUGGACAAAGAGGCACAUGUAAAAUAAAAAAGCAUUUUAUUUUCUUCACCUGUGGGCACACGUCUUCCCCGGGUCCCACAGGCAGUACGCAGCACCAAGUACAGCAACACACCAAAACACCAAUAAAGAUGCUGUAUGUCCUCCACUCCUAGGCAGCUUCGUCUUCUCCCUCCUGAGUGGUGGCCACUGACUCCUUUUAUUAGGCACCCGGAAGUGCUCUUGGUGCUUGAUUGCUGACACCCGUUUGCACUUUGGGUGUGGUGAAACUACUGCCCAGCAGCUCCCAUUGCAGCACCCCCUGGCAGCGCCUACAGAACCCAACAGGUCUGCACCAAACUCCAACUCCCAUGAAGCCCUAUGGGAGUCCGAGGCACCGCUGCAACCCAGGGAGGCUGCCAACUAGGGUCCGAGGGGAGGUAUUGGGUCUCCCAUGCUUGCUUCCUUGGAACAUGUGCUGCAGGGGCGUCCCAUUUGCCACAGCUGGUAAGCACUGUGUUGCAGUAAGUUCAGAUGUGAAGUUUAAGGUUGACAAAGAAGAGAAUGUUGAGCUUUGGACAGAACAUAACAUGCCAAUAAAGUGAUUUUAAAGGAACUGUCUGACCUUUGGUGUCCUGCUCGAUUAGGAGAUACAAUGAAGCUGCAAGUGAGGUAACCAACAGUUUAAAGCCUCCUGGCGAACUUAAUAUGUAGCCAGUGAGAGGGAAACUUAUACAAAACUUGUAUAAAAAGUUUUAGUGGUGAUGACAGGGGAAUGGCUAGUGCAUUUAAUUGCUGUUAAAAUGUUGAGGUUUUAAUUCUUUUUCUUACUUUUUCAUAUUUACAGAUAACCUUUAUUUCAUAUCUACCUUUUUGGUAGUGAACACCAUCCCAGCCCCUCUCAAAGAUGCACAUUUGUGCAGAUGUUUGUUUAAAUCGGGUAGAUUCCAAUUAUUGAUCAAACAGUGCUCAGUCAACAGCAGGUGCUUAGAAUUUCCAUAUACAGAAAUCCAAAAAUUGGCUUCACAUAGCGUGUUAUGAAAUUCUACCCCGUGAGAGACACGUGUGUCCGUCUCUGUCAAAUGUUGAAGGGGAAACCCCACUCCCCCAAAUGCUGAUUUGUGACGUUUAACGCUGCAGGCUGGUUCAGUGUACUGGGUGUACUGUACGCUCACCAGUUGCCAUCUCAUUUUUCCCUCAAAAUGUUGGUGAGGACAAGACUGUCUAUAUUGUACAUACAAUUUAUAGGCGGUGUGAUGAUAGGGAGGAACAUAAUCAUGUCAGUUUCAUCUUGAGCUCAUCUGUGUUUUAAUGUUAAUUAAAGUGAAGUUUUGUUCAUUAAGGUGCUGGAAAGUGGUAGCUAGUUACAUGUUGAUUAGCACAUGCAAGUAAGAAUUGCACUGUUCUCUAUGAAUGUGACAACAAGGACCCUGUAAAUCUGCUGCCAUUGUCUAACCUUUUUUUGUUUUAACUGUGAUCUACUAAAACUGUGAGAUACCAGUUUAUAAUUAUGUGAUAAAGACCACAACGUCACUCACUCACGGGUAGGGAAUAGCAGAAGCAGCAGGUAUUUUGCUUCAGUUGUUGAAGCUAAAAUGAGCCAUGGCAAAAAUAAGUUUAAACCCAUAAAAAGCUGAUCUUGUGCCACAUUAAAAGUAAAAUGUAUGCCUGUAUGUGUGUUUUUUUAUUAGUAUUAUUUGUAAGCUGCAGUUCGCCUUACUGCCUCAGUGCCCUGAAUUUAAAUCUUUGUGUGGUCACCACUGAUGUCAGGUUGGCAUGAGUUGCCUGUAUCUGUGCAGGUUUUUCUGUACGUUUUCCUCUAGUAUUCCAGAAAGGUGCAGUUUAUGUGAAUUGGCGUUUAUAAACUGGCCACUUUUAAAUGAAUGUGAGCAUUUAUACAGUAGUGUGCUGUGAGGUGGACUAGUGCCCCGUCAAAGGCUAUUUCCUAUCUUGCCUGCCCAGUGCUGCUCAUGCAAUGAAUUUGAACUCAGGACACUGAAUAUGUAUGUUUAUAGGCCUAUUUAAAAUAUAUGUCAGCUACCCAUACAGCUGAUUCCUUAUGAAGGAGAUUUUGAAACUGCUUUGUUACUAUACAGCAUCAUCAGUCGAAAAUAUAGGACUUUAAUGGGUACGGUUAGGUGGUUGUAAAGAAAAUAAAACUCUUUGCAUAGCUUAAGGGGCAUGUCCUGUGUGAGGGUAAUACAUGACUAAGCAGGCAGAUGAGCUAAUAAUUUUUUUUACAAAAUGUUUACAUACUUAUUUAUUCAAAGAGUGCGUCCCUGGGUUAUAAAUCCCCUUUUGGAACGUUAUUUUUUUGAGUGUUUCUGGACAUUGUACUGCCAGCUCUCAAGGUGUUUUGUGAAAUAAAAAUUUGAUACCA
This is a messenger RNA of Polypterus senegalus (gray bichir), 5011 nucleotides long. RefSeq names its product butyrophilin subfamily 1 member A1-like. Gene Ontology annotation, molecular function: protein binding. The coding region runs from base 369 to 1865 and encodes 498 amino acids. The transcript is spliced from 10 exons. The record is from RefSeq and is a predicted model, not a curated record. NCBI's taxonomy places the organism in Eukaryota, Metazoa, Chordata, Cladistia, Polypteriformes, Polypteridae.